Nematolebias whitei (Rio pearlfish) is the source of this 1013-nucleotide messenger RNA. RefSeq names its product interphotoreceptor matrix proteoglycan 2. Gene Ontology annotation, biological process: visual perception. The record is from RefSeq and is a predicted model, not a curated record. Gene Ontology annotation, molecular function: heparin binding; hyaluronic acid binding. Lineage: Eukaryota; Metazoa; Chordata; Actinopteri; Cyprinodontiformes; Rivulidae.
GCGACUAGAAAGUCUCCCGUCUAUAGACAGAGCGACCAAAUACAACCCUAUGUAUGAAAGUGAAGCCACAACAGGCUACAGCCACUACUACCGCCGUUACCCCGAACCUCCGGUGUACAGCAGCGCCAGCGCCGAGGCCUCCACGGACUUCAGCAGCGAGGAGAUACAGCACAUCUACGAGAACAGCGAGCUGACCAAAGAGGAAAUCCAAGACAGGAUCCGCAUCAUCGAGCUGUAUGCGAAGGACCGGCAGUUUGCAGACUUUGUGCGACAGCAUCAAGCUGUCAUGGAGACGCGACGAGAAAGCUCUUCUGUGCAGACAUGAAGCUGUCAUGUGGACAACAAGGAACACCCUUCCCUGAUUUAAAACAGCCCCCUCUCAGGACCUGUUCUCCACACUCCUCAGAGCCUGGAUUGUGUUGCUGGACCUUCUUCCAGCACUUUUAGAACCCGGACAGUAACGCUGCAGCUGCUCCGGUCCGCCUGCGCAGCGGUGUUUAUCCACCUUCCAUUGUGCCUUUUCUCGACUGACUGAACUUAUCUUGACAUUGUGGUCUGUGUCUGCUGCUGACCUGCUGGACUCGAUUCUGUAGGCCCACGUUCAGUUACUUGAAGUUCUGUCAGAAACACAAAUACCAAACCAAGAUUGUUUUAUGUAUUAUUGCUUCAUGUUGUAAAUGCCUUCUCAUGAAAGGGAAGAACAUCAACUAUAAAUUUAUAUUUAGUUAAAGCGAUGAUGGUUAGACAUUGUUAGAUUUUUCUGUUUUCUCUUUUUAGUGUUUAUCACACAGGGAUUGAAGGAGCUGUUUGUUUUUAGUCACCGGUGCUAUUUCAGUUUAAAUGCUCCUUAAAAUGUACAUUUCAUUUCAAAGCAGGACCAGUGGACAAACGUUACAGAAAAAUAAAACCGUUUGGGCGAAUUAUUUGAGAGGCUAAACGGCUGUUUCAUCAUUCGCUCACUGAUGCGUGUUGUCCUGCUGUGUAGCCGAGCCGCACCACAUCAAACACACAUC